Molecule: messenger RNA, 1234 nt
Organism: Protopterus annectens (West African lungfish)
Lineage: Eukaryota; Metazoa; Chordata; Ceratodontiformes; Protopteridae
Product: vomeronasal type-2 receptor 26-like
Exons: 2
Coding region: 190-1032 (280 amino acids)
Biological process (GO): G protein-coupled receptor signaling pathway
Cellular component (GO): membrane
Molecular function (GO): G protein-coupled receptor activity
Source: RefSeq, a predicted model, not a curated record
UCUGUUUGCAGUGAAAGCUGCAUCCCAGGCUUUAGAAAGGCAACACAAGGAAAACAUGUCCCCUGCUGUUAUGACUGCCUUCCAUGUGAAGAAGGCAAAAUCAGUAACCAGAGUGAUUCUGCAAACUGCCUCACCUGCUCGUUAGAAGAAUGGCCAAAUGAAAGGAAGGACAAGUGUAUUCCGAGGUCCAUGGUGUUCCUUUCCUAUGAAGAGCCUCUAGGAGCUGCACUGGUCGUUAUCACAAUGUUUGGGUCUCUGCAAGCAGCUGGUGUUCUUAUUAUCUUUAUCAGGUUCAGAAAAACACCUCUUGUCAAAGCCAACAACCAGAACCUCAGCUUCCUGCUACUGGUGUCACUUCUGUUCUGCUUCCUGUGUUCAUUGUUUUUUAUUGGCCACCCUAACAAAGUGACCUGCAGAUUGCGACAGGCUGUGUUUGGCAUAACGUUUGCUCUUUCCUUGUCUUGUGUGUUGGCCAAGACCAUUAUUGUAGUUAUUGCAUUUAGUGCAACAAAGCCUAAUACCCACAGGAAACGAUGGAUGGGUCCCCAGCUCACUUACAUGACAGUAACACUAUGUACACUUGUACAGGUUAUCAUCUGCACAGCAUGGAUUACAGUUUCUUCUCCACACCCAGAAAACAACUAUAAUUUACAGCCAGGACAGAUAGUAAUUGAAUGUAACGAAGGGUCCACUGUGGCAUUUUGGUGCAUGCUGGGAUACAUGGGGCUGCUGGGUAAUAUAUGUUUUGUAGUAGCAUUCCUGGCUAGAAAUCUGCCAGAUAUCUUUAAUGAAGCCAAAUACAUUACUUUUAGCAUGGUUAUAUUUGUCUCUGUGUGGUUUGCCUUCAUCCCAGCCUACCUCAGCACAAAAGGUAAAUACAUGGUAGCUGUAGAGAUAUUUGCUAUUAUCAUGUCUUCUCUAGGUUUACUUGUGUGCAUAUUUUUUCCAAAGGGCUAUAUAAUUAUAUUGACGCCUGAUAUUAAUACAAAAUAUUAUUUAUGCAACAAUGAGCAAAUACUGAAAAGAAGAUAGUAAACAGCAAAGAAUUAAGAGAUUAUAAGAUAUUUUGCAAAGAAGCAAAUCUGUAUUAUAUGAGUAAAUUCAAUUGUGUUGCUCAUCUUUUCCUGGUUAUUCAUUUUCUGAAGGUUUCGCCAAUUCAGUUUACAUAUUGUCCAGUAGUUAUACAUUCUGAAUAUAGUUCCAGAACAGAAUAAAAUAAACUUUUUAAACUUCA